Molecule: messenger RNA, 2467 nt
Organism: Bursaphelenchus xylophilus (pine wood nematode)
Lineage: Eukaryota; Metazoa; Nematoda; Chromadorea; Rhabditida; Aphelenchoididae
Source: the annotation of a GenBank genome assembly
AUGAUGAGCAGGGUGGGUUCUUCUAUUUAUUUUUUAUUUGUUUUAUUAGAAUAGCUAGAAAUUGGGCGAGUUUCUUCAAAUUUUAUUUUUUGUGUCAUGUGCAAUAUAAAUUUUCUCCAAAAUGUGUCUUCAAAGCAUGGGAUUUUUUGUUUUAUUGAUUUCAGACUUUUCGCUUCCCUCGAGGGCUUAAUCUUCCCAAAAACACUUUGAAAUCCAUGGAAAAUUCCACGUUUCCCGCGAUCCUCAUGUUUAAUAUAAAAUGUUUUUGUUUCAGCGCAGAAUGAGUGCCAACGAGAGCUUAGAAUCCGCACACCCUUCAGACAGCUUUAACGUCAGCUACUCCAGCAGUUCGUCAAACAUGAUGGAGACGAUUUCCAGCCAGAACAGUCGAGUAACUGCAGUAACCUCUAAAUUACAAUGGAAAAUUGAUCAGGUGUGUGUUUUGGAUAUUUCUUUAUUUGUUUUUAGGUCGUAGAUGUCUUUGGAAAUGUGUUGAAAGGCUUUUGGAUGUUUUUAAAGCUUGUUUAUGGGUUUUAAGAUGAAAGAUUUAGCGUUUUCUCAGCUGCUGGAUGUACAAGACAGUUUAGGUAUUUUAAAUAGGAAUUUUGCCCUAAAUGAUCUCUAAAUUGGUAUUCUGAGCUGCUCCAUAAAUUAUUCUUGCGAAAAAAGUUAAAAGUUUUACGAUAGGGCUAUCGUUUUGUCAGAAAUUAGCAAAUCCAUUUCACCUCCCAUGUACAAUAUAACAAUAUAAUUCAUGUCAAAGAUUUAUGUUUUCAGUUUGAGCGACUGACUCGUCUGUACAGAAAUAACAAGUCUAUGGUCAGCGAGACGUUUUCUUCACCUUUGGCGUCAAAUGUUGUUUGGGAGCUACACAUUUAUCCGAAUGGGAAACGAGAGGAAGAUGUUGGAUUCGUUUCGUUCUUUCUUCGACAAGUUGGGUUAGCGGUGAGUCUGUGGGAUGUUCGUAAAGUUUUGAAAUGAUUUUUGUUUGAUUCUGGGGUCAUGUUCGCAUCUUUUGGCGAGCUUUUUGGAUCUUCUCUAGUAUAAUAUAAUUUCACACCAAAAUAAGGUAAAAUUGUUGUUUACAGGACGGAGAAGCCCUCACCGCCGACUUCCAAAUCUACGUGGUCGAUCACACCGACAGGCCGUCGAAUGUUUGCCGAGAUUGUAAAGAUUUUACCCAUCAACAAGGUCGAGGGAAAUUUCAAGUGGAAAGGGAUCGUUUAUUGCAAUGUCUAAAGCUGGAUGGGAGUUUGUAUGUGUGUUGUGAAGUGGAGUACCUUCCAAUGGGCAUCUGCAAGUCGGAUGAGGAACGACCGCCGUGGGAAUUCACGGACAAAACCAGUGCAAGGUUAAAGGAGACGUUGAGGCGAAUGUAUGAUGAAAGUAUACUAACUGAUCUCGAAAUUCAGGUAAGUAGAGGUGUAGUUGUGGUCUGAAGAGAUUUUAGAGACUAUUUUGAGGGUUUUUGGAUAUUACACUUGUCGAAAUUUGGCUGAAAAUUUAAUUUUUUGCUGGUUUAUUAAUUAAAUUCUUCAUUUUCAGGUGGGAAGUAAGUCCUUCCAAGCACACAAAGCAGUCCUAGCCCAAGCCAGCUCCGUUUUUCGAUCAAUGUUCUCAAUAAACAUGAAAGAAUCCACUGAAGGCAUAUUAACCAUCCCAGAUUCGACUCCAGCUGCUAUCGCAACGAUGCUCGACUAUCUGUACUGUGGCGUCGUUGAUCAAGGAGCAUUCGAGAAGCACACGGUAGACAUUUUGGUCCUGUCACAGAAGUAUGAUGUCCCUGGGUUGAAGGAAGAGGCCGAAAAAAUUUUAUCAACCAGGAUUACGGCGAAGAAUUUCACGGAAUACCUGGAUUUGGCCGAUGUCCACGAAUGUUCGAGGCUUAUUGCGGUAGGUGGAGGGGCUUUGGAGGUAAUUCAACGGGUUUUUGAAGGUUUUGGAUAUUAUUUUAGACAAAAGUUUUAAUUUUUUUUGAUUUUUCGGUUAUUUUUUGAGGUACUUUAGCUGAAAUUGGUUGUUAUAGCGUGUAAAUGACCUCUGUUUUUUUCAGGAGUGCCGUCACUUCUUGAUCACAAAUUACGAAGAGAUUGUUGCAUCUUCGGACUGGAUGGCACUGAAGAAAACCAACCCCGAGUUGAUCAACAAGGUCCUGGAAAAAGUUGUGGAGGACCGAAUUGUCUACCCAUCAAGAGCUCUGAAUUGUAAGUUGAUUUGAUAUGAUUUUUUUUUAGUGUUUUAGGAGACUUUGGAUAUUAUAGUAGGCAUGGAUGUGAAAAAAGCGAUUUUUCAUGGGGUUUUUAUAGAAGUGUGUGGAUAUUAAGAUGGAAUAGGAAGUAGAAUACUUAUUUCGGAUUGCAAUGAACUUUUAUUUUCAGCCUUCCGAUCCCUGGAUUAUUCGGAUUCCACCAGGGAUCACCUUGGUCCCCCCUUACCAAAACGCCCACGUCGUCGAUGCGUGCAGUGA